Anthostomella pinea is the source of this 1077-nucleotide messenger RNA. The record is from the annotation of a GenBank genome assembly. Lineage: Eukaryota; Fungi; Ascomycota; Sordariomycetes; Xylariales; Xylariaceae.
AUGUCGAUCGUCACGACCGAGCUCACGCAGCAACUGGGCAUCAAGCACCCCGUCAUGCUCGCCGGCAUGGGGAUGACCUCCACAGCCGCGCUCGCCGCCGCCAUCUCCAACGCAGGCAGGCUCGGCGUCAUCGGCGGCGUGGGCUACACCAACGCACAGCUCAAGGACAUGAUCACUGAACUCAAAUCACUCCUCACAGACCCCUCGCUCCCCUUCGGCGUCGACCUGCUCCUGCCACAGGUCGGCGGGUCCGCGCGCAAGAUCAAUGUGGACUACACGAAGGGCUCCCUGGACGAGCUGGUCGAGACCAUCAUCGAGGGCGGCGCCAAGGUCUUCGUGUCGGCCGUCGGUGUCGUCCCGAAGCGCAUCGUCGACCGGCUUCAUCAGGCAGGUGUACUCUACAUGAACAUGGUCGGCCAUCCUAAACACGUCCACAAAGCGUGCGCUGUCGGCGCCGACAUCAUCUGCGCGCAGGGCGGCGAAGCGGGCGGUCACACGGGCGAUAUCGCCUUCAGCGUCCUCAUCCCCGCGUGCGCGGACAUAUGCAAGACCUACACGUCGCCGAUGACCGGCAAGCCGGUAGCCCUCGUCGCAGCGGGCGGCGUCAACGAUGGUCGCAGUCUCGCCGCGGCGCUGGUGCUCGGGGCCCAGGCGGUCUGGGUCGGCACGCGGUUCGUGGCUGCCAGGGAGUCGGGUGCUUCGGAAUACGCGAAGAAAGCGGUUAUCGAGGCCGGGUUCGAUUCCAUCAUCAAGUCCGUCAUAUGGUCGGGAAGAUUGCUGCGCGCCCAGUCGAACGCGUAUGUUGCCGACUGGGAGCAGAACCGCCAGGCUGAGAUCAGGGAGCUGACCAGCAAAGGCAUUCUGCCCCUUGAGCAUGAGCUCGAUAGACUGCAUGCCGAGGGGAAGCUGACGGAGGAGAUUGAGGAGCAGGCUGAAAUUCGGCCUAUGGGCAUCGUUGCCGGACUGAUCAACAAGCCAGAUCAGACUGCGCGGGAGAUUGUCGAUGAGAUCGUAUCAGAAGCUUCCGCUAUCUUGAGUUCGGCGGGCCAGUAUGUAUCUUCGAAGGCACGGUUAUGA